This is a messenger RNA of Cucumis melo (muskmelon), 1143 nucleotides long. RefSeq lists its product as uncharacterized. The record is from RefSeq and is a predicted model, not a curated record. Gene Ontology annotation, biological process: translational termination. Gene Ontology annotation, molecular function: translation release factor activity. Lineage: Eukaryota; Viridiplantae; Streptophyta; Magnoliopsida; Cucurbitales; Cucurbitaceae. The transcript has 8 exons. Bases 129 to 827 code for a protein of 232 amino acids.
UAAAACAGAUUUUUUUUUCUCAAUUUUGCCCAAAACCGAAGAACCAUUCAUUUCAUUGUCCGUUGGGUUAAUGGUCAGCAACAACUGGGCAUCGUCUUCCCCAACCUGAAGUUGUCGUAGCAAAAAUAAUGGCGGUCAUUAGAACCACCUCAAACAUAAUCCUCAGAGAAAUCCUUCAUUCCCAACCCUAUUUUUCUCUAUCACCACCCUCAAUCUUCCCUAAACCUUUGCACAAUCCCAAUGCCACUUUGCCAUUCCGGCUUCGUGACAUCAGUUUCGGUCGUGUCCUAUGCGCCGCUUCGGACUCGCCCGGUACGGGUGGCAAGGUGUCUUCCCGGCUGUCGCAGAUGCAACAACUGUUGCUAGAGGCGGAGGAGCGCGCUCUAUCGGCUGACUCCGAACCCGCCCCCAAAAUCACUCUCGACCAUGUCAUUGUGAAUUUUGCAAGAAGUGGUGGCCCUGGAGGUCAGAAUGUCAACAAAGUGAACACAAAGGUUGACAUGCGCUUCAAUGUUAAAGAGGCGUAUUGGCUAAGCGAUAGAAUCAGAGAAAAGAUUCUGCAAACGGAGAAAAAUCGGAUCAACAAGGAUGGAGAACUUGUAAUUUCGUCUACAAAAACUAGAACACAGAAGGGUAAUAUUGAAGAUGCCUUGGAGAAACUUCAGGCUAUAAUCGAUGCUGCUUCUUAUGUCCCGCCACCUCCCUCAGAAGAGCAAAAGAAGAAAAUUGCUAAGCUGGCGGCUAUUGGGGAACAAAAACGCCUAAAAAGCAAGAAGGUCCAUUCUGAUAAGAAGGCAUUUCGAAGGAGUAGAAACAGUUGGGAUUAAUAACCAUCUUGCCAACUACUUUGCAGCUUGCUCUUUCAACCCAGGAAAAUAAUAUAAGAUCAAAAAGUAAUACUAUCAUCAUUCUCUGGUGAUUUGCUUCCUUCACGGGUGAUUUCUGGAAGUUUGCUAGAAAUGGAUAUAGGACAACAGAUUUUCUUCACUAGAUUGGCGCAUGAUAUAUUUGAAGCACCAGCUUAGAUUAAAUUUUAUAGGACCUCUUUUCGGAUGCGACUUGUGAGAACAUCGACUGACACACAGUAUCUCGUUUCUUUGAUGUAUGUCAAACUAAUAUCAAUUCAGUUAUAGUUUCUAUUUA